Molecule: messenger RNA, 1059 nt
Organism: Penicillium angulare
Lineage: Eukaryota; Fungi; Ascomycota; Eurotiomycetes; Eurotiales; Aspergillaceae
Product: zinc-dependent alcohol dehydrogenase
Exons: 3
Coding region: 1-1059 (352 amino acids)
Molecular function (GO): oxidoreductase activity; zinc ion binding
Source: RefSeq, a predicted model, not a curated record
AUGCCUCCCACAAUCCCCACAAAGCAAUGGGCCCAAGUCAUCGAACAAAAAGGCGGACCUCCAAUCUACAAAGAAAUCCCCGUCCCAAAACCCGGCCCAGACGAAGUCCUCAUCAAAAUCAAAUACACAGGCGUCUGCCACACAGAUCUCCACGCCAUGAAAGGCGACUGGCCGAUCCCCCUCAAGCUCCCCCUAGUAGGCGGCCACGAAGGCGCCGGCACAGUCGUUGCAAAGGGCUCUCUAGCACAGGGAAUUGAAAUAGGCGACAAAGCAGGUAUCAAGUGGUUGAAUGGAUCUUGUCUUGCGUGCGAGUUCUGUAAGACCUCGGACGAGCCGCUAUGUGCUGAGGCGAAGUUGUCGGGUUACACUGUUGACGGGACGUUUCAGCAGUAUGCGAUUGGGAAGGCGGCGCAUGUUACGAGGAUUCCGGAGGGUGUGGAGCUUGAUGCUGUUGCGCCUAUUCUUUGUGCGGGGAUUACGGUUUACAAGGGGCUUAAGGAGUCGGGGGCUCGACCGGGUCAGACUGUUGCUAUUGUUGGGGCUGGGGGUGGAUUGGGUUCUUUGGCGUUGCAGUAUGCUAAGGCUAUGGGGUUGAGGGUUGUUGCUAUUGAUGGUGGGGAGGAGAAGAAGGAUAUGUGUGAGAGUUUGGGUGCUGAGGCAUAUGUUGAUUUUACCAAGUCCAAGGACCUUGUUGCGGAUGUCAAGGCUGCUACGCCUGAGGGCCUAGGUGCUCACGCCGUGCUUUUGCUCGCCGUUUCUGAGAAACCUUUCCAGCAGGCUGUUGAAUAUGCGCGUCCACGCGGCGCUAUCGUUGCUAUCGGUCUACCAGGGAAUGCGUUCCUCAAGGCACCUGUCUUCGAUAGCGUUGUCAGGAUGAUCAAUAUCAAAGGCAGCUACGUCGGUAAUCGCCAAGACGGUGUUGAAGCUCUUGAUUUCUUUGCUCGUGGUUUGAUCAAAGCGCCAUUCAAGACUGUUCCUCUCAAAGAGUUGCCUAAGGUGUUUGAGCUGAUGGAGCAAGGCAAGAUUGCCGGUCGCUAUGUGCUCGAGGUACCGGAGUAA